This is a messenger RNA of Gaeumannomyces tritici R3-111a-1, 4046 nucleotides long. RefSeq lists its product as hypothetical. Bases 254 to 3853 code for a protein of 1199 amino acids. The record is from RefSeq and is a predicted model, not a curated record. The transcript has a single exon. Lineage: Eukaryota; Fungi; Ascomycota; Sordariomycetes; Magnaporthales; Magnaporthaceae.
UUCCCUCUUCCUCCCUGCCUCCUCCCACAAUUCACACCAUUACAACUCAACCAAGGUACACGCUACCUGCAAGAAUCAGUCGUCUUUGACGUGAACAUUGACUUCCACUUUUUUUCUCUUUCGUUUCCCUCUUUUUUCCCGUGUCGCUAUUCUCUUUCGUUCCCCUCUUGCCUUUGACUUCCCAACUCCCCUUCCCUCUUUCUUUCCGCCUUCUUCGUCUUCCCCUCCCACCCUUCACGGUCCAGCUGUCACCAUGUCUCGAGACCCCGCUCUGGAGGAUCUCUAUACGAGAAAGAGUGUGACUCUGAAGCCAUGCGGUGUUGACAUCAAAGGCGUGCAACUGACGGAUCCUUCCAUCCCCGGCAUGUUGCAGAGAGUCUCCCUUUCGCAGCCAAGCUACGGUUACGGCGAGUUUCACAUCGAUGUGACUUUGGCCUCCCAACACUCGCCCGAAGCCCGUCGCGAUGCGGUGGCGAAGAUCGUUGUCUGCUCCAAGCACUGCGUCGGGGGCGCUGAGCAGCGGGAGUUCGACGUCGGCGGUCACAAGCUCUCACCGAGCCUUCAGGCCUUCGUCGGCGGCGGCGAGCUGGCCAAGUACGUCAGGGUCCGCAUCAACCUCUUGCGCCGUGGCGUCAAGAUCCUAUUCUUCCCGGCUGUGAUCCGGAACAACGACACAGAUCGGAUCAAAAGCUCACUUCGCGCCUUCCGAUCUUCACUUCAGAAGCCAAGCCCCAACAUUGAUCCCAUCACACUGGAUCUUUAUCUCGUGCCAGGCGAUCCUGGAUUUCGGGACAAGAUGGCCAUGAUCAAUGGCAUCCUUGCAGUCGCCCAGGCCCCCACGCACCCAGGUGCCGCAUUUCUCCUUGCACAGCCCGACAACGACAAGGUAGUUGUUGAUCGGGAUGCCCUGCUGGCCGACUUCGAGUCCUCUGCCGAGAAGGAGAUCGGCCAUCAAGAGCGCCCCGAGCCCCACAGGGCCUGGUUUUGGGAUGCGGCCGAUCGAAGCGUCUGUCUCGCCCGUGCCGAAGUUGGGGCGCACCAGCUCAAGCUGCAGCACAACUCGGCCGUCAUGGAACACCACGUCACCUGCGCGGCCGCGGGAGUCAAGGGGACCAGGGUGAACGGAGUACGGGCCAUGUACAUGCUCUACGUGAAGACCGACGCCCCCCACCUGCUGCCGAGCCAGGGGGAGAGCUGCGGCAUCCGGUUCCAUGGCGUCGAGUUCACUGCCCCACAGCCGCCCAAGCCGCCCUCGGACGAGCAGAAGCUGCGGGCGAUUGCGACCCUCAUGACAGACCUCUUCUACGAUGGCCCCUCGCCCCUGACCCCAGCCGCCAAGGACACCCCGGCCUUCGUCCGCUCCGUGUACCAAGCCCUCGCCCGCUUCGACAACCGAGAGCCGGAGCACGCCUGCGCCAACAUUGCGAAUAUGGGGGCGACUGAUUUCGACCGGCUGAGACAGAGCAACCAGAGCUUCGGCUGGCUGUACCAGGCCCUCCUGCCGGUCGAAGUCACGCAGGGCGGCGUGACAACGUGGAGGCGCCCCAAGGGCAUCUACCACGACACCGUCAUCAAGGUGGUCAGGAACCAACCCAAGCUCCUGCGUCUCCCAACCUACGACUACGCCUCGAGGGGCCCUCCUCCCAUCUUCGCAGCCCGGCGCGUGCACCUCGAAAGCGCGCUGCAAAACCACGUUAGCGCGGCCUUUAUAGCGUACCCACCUAUACACAAGUUCGUGGUGGCUCACGCCGGCGACGGGCACGACGAGGUCUUGGAAGCGGGCCACUUCGACUUCCACCUGGGCGGUUUGGACACUGCGGAUCAGCGGGACUUUGCCCAACGCGUGGCGGACAGCUCCGGCCGGUUCAGGUGCUCCAUCGUCCCGCAGUGGCCCGACGCCAUGCUGACCCUGCGCUUGAAUGCAAUCGACGCGGCCGCUGGCCAGGCCCUGGCGACGGACACUGGCAGGUAUUUGUUGGAGUACUCUUGGAAUGGCCAGUAUCAAGACAACGUGGCCAGGCUCCCGGCCCUCAACAUGCUGGUCAGCCAGUUGAACUGCGCGCCCGAGGCCUGCAUCUCCCAUCACUUCCUCGAACUCGACUCUCACCAGCGCAAGAUCUUCACCCCCAACAACUUCGAUUAUGGCACUCUGAGCAUCAUCGGCGCGCCCGGCACCGGCAAGACGCACGCCGUGCUGGUGCUCGUACUGGCGGCCUUGAUGGUGAAAGGCGGCCGGGUAGCGGUUGUGUGCGACAACGAGAAGCAGGCCGAUCACUUCGCCAGCCGCCUGCGCACCAUGGCCGCAAUGACUCCAAACAAGCGCGAGCCAGAGCGAGACCUCGAAGACGGCAUCCUCAGGGUGGACAUCAUCGCCGAGUGGGACAAGUGCGCGCUCGACGUCCUCGACGAGGUCAUGACGAAGCACAUCGCGGCCCGCACGGGCGGGCGGAGGGCCGAACACGGCGAGCCCUCGUCACUGGUGGCAAGGGUCGGAGCGCUGAUCAACAACCACCCGUCGCACUCCGACUUCCGCAACGACCUGAUCUCUUACGCCGCCGAACUGUGCAAGGAAACGGACUUCCGGGCCCGCUGCCGGAACUACGUGGUGAAGAUCAUGGCGGGUCUCUUGAACGAGGCUCGCGCCAUCGUCACGACAGCCGUGGGCCUCCACGUGAUCCGCCAGAACGCGCCCAAGAUCCUGGACGACGUCAGCCUCAUCGUCUAUCCCCAGGCCGCCGACCUGAGCGAGACUUCGCGGCUCAUAAGCGAGGUCGCCUGUCCCAACGCCAUCGUCCGCGUGCUGGAGGGCAGCCUGCUCGAGCCGGGGCUCGUGAGCCCUGGCCCGAACGCUUCCUCCUCCUCCUCCUCCUCCUCCGCCACCACCGGCGGCCCCCACGACCGCCGCGGCCGCAUCGCCAGGGCCCGGCACCAGUCAGCCCAGCUGGACAUCAGCGCGUUUAUGCGCAGCUUUGCCGCGAGCGGGGCUGUCGUGCAUCUGCAUACCGACCACCGUCAUCUCGGAGGCCAGACCGAUCUCCUCAACAAGCUGUUCUGCAGCGGCCGUCUGGAGACCCCCCGCGUGCGGCGGCCCAACCCCGCCCAAGCCGUGUCGCAAAAGCUCGUCCGGGCCGCCCUGGGCACGCCCAACGCGCGCACCAACGUCGUCGCCUGGGAUAUGGAGCAGAUCUCGGACCCCGAAAUCUGGGGCCCGGCCUCGCGUUUCGCCGCUCCCCAGGAUGAGUACCAAGACGCGCUGGAGAAGGCCAUGCUCUACUUUGUCCGCAUGGUCAUGCUCUUUGGCGUGUCGGCCGAGGACGAGUGGAAGCGCCCCACGGUCGCCAUCAUUUGCGCCGACGACGCCAUGGCCCAUCUGGUGCGCCGCCGCAUGAGGAAGCUGUCGACGUCGGACCACGUCCCGUCGCUCGUCCAUGUGCUCACGCUCGCCGAGGCCGUCGGCCGGGAGUUCGACUACGCCAUCCAUCUGACGGCCCGCGACAGCGAUCAGGCCGGCUACAUCGGCGACAGGUCCACCAUGGUCGUCGGCAUCAGCCGCGCCCGCCUGGCCACCGUCACCGUCUUCACGUCGACGGGCCUCACCAACAAGCCGCGCGACAAGGACCUCAGGGAGUUCAUCAGCCGCCUCGUCGAAGACAACUGCAUUUGGACGCCCUCGCUAAAGACCUUCCACAGCUACUGCCUACGCUGCGGCUACACGCAGAGGAACAGGGACUUGCCCUACUGUGCUCGGGACCACCACCAGGCCCAGAGCACACCCAUGCGGGAAGGCUUGUCCCUUGAACAGCACUCGGCCACCAAGGGUCCGAUUCAGCGCACCGAGCGGAUGAUGGAUUGAACAGGAGAGGAGAUGAGCCAUCGUUUGGGGAGGACCCGGCCCUUUGGGCAUUAGCUUAGAACAAGUAGCGUUGUAGCCACCCACUGCCGGAACUGCGUGUCUACCCAUGCCACAGGGUCGCGCAGCGCGGCCAGAAGCUGGUACGAGGAGACUAGGUCCAUAGCGCCGUCAAUUUGCAUUUAUUUAAACAGCA